Miscanthus lutarioriparius is the source of this 765-nucleotide messenger RNA. Lineage: Eukaryota; Viridiplantae; Streptophyta; Magnoliopsida; Poales; Poaceae. The record is from the annotation of a GenBank genome assembly.
AUGGCGGCGGCGGAGAAGCCAGCGGCGGUGCGGCGAGCGGAGGAGUUGGUGGAGAGGGAGAUGGGCGGGCGCGACGCCUCCCACGACGCCGCGCACGCGCUCCGCGUGCGGGACCUCGCGCUCUCGCUCGCAGCCGAAGAGGGCCUCUCCGCCCCCGACCGCCUCCUCACCGUAACUAACCACUGGCUCGCCUCUCCUUCGUUUCUCCUCAUCGUGCUGUCCCGGCGCGGAGAGUUUCCCGGUUUUCUGAUGCACAUGCCGUUUGGUUGCUCCAGGAGAUUACAAGUAUACCAAGUAAGGGCGAACAAUGUGGAGGAUAUGAGCGUCAUUGAGACGUUUCUUCAAGAGGUAGGAUCGGAUGAAGCCCAGAAGGAUGAAAUAGUGGCGAUUAUUAAGGGGAUGGGGUUCAAAAACGAAGUUUUGAAUAAAUCUAUUGUUGAGCCCACUUUAGAGUUUGCAAUUGUACAAGACGCAGAUCGCCUGGAUGCAAUUGGGGCAAUUGGUAUUGCAAGAUGUUUUACAUAUGGUGGGAGCAAGAACAGCGCAUUACAUGAUCCUAGAAUUCUUCCACGUGAUAACUUGUCAAAGGAAAAGUACAUGUCCAAGGAAGAGAAUCAGACAUCAAUCAAUCAUUUUCACGAGAAGCUUUUUAAACUGAAGGACAUGAUGAAGACAGAGGCCGGGAGAAGGAGAGCUGAGAAAAGGCAUAAGUUCAUGGAGGACUUUGUGGCUGAAUUCUACGAAGAGUGGAGUGGCAGGGGUUGA